Molecule: messenger RNA, 498 nt
Organism: Ostrinia furnacalis (Asian corn borer)
Lineage: Eukaryota; Metazoa; Arthropoda; Insecta; Lepidoptera; Crambidae
Product: leucine-rich repeat serine/threonine-protein kinase 1-like
Exons: 5
Source: RefSeq, a predicted model, not a curated record
ACCAACCUGCCCGAAAGCGAGAGCCCCGAAGCAUUACAGCGCCUCAUCCGCUGCUCCAUCAUGGGCGCGCCCGACGCCGACAAGCGGGGCUUGCCACGUGUGUUGGACUCACUCGAGGUGUCGUGCAGCACGCGCCACAACAUCCGUCUAUUAGCAGACAUCAUCUACUCCGUGGCCUUCAGCGUCAAACCGCCAGGCAGCAAGGAGCCCCUACUAGAACAACUAGUCCCCGCGUCGUACCUAGCUCUAGAGGAAUGCGUGACAAGUCUCGCUCAAGAGCUGAAGGAACCCGUACUGCGUCAUCACGACUACAAGCGGCUGGUGAGCCAGUACAUGCAGUCCAAGAACCUGCGCGGCUUCCGCGACGAGGCCGAGCUGCACCAAGCGACCAUGUUUCUGCACGAGAACGGCGUGCUACUGCACUACGACGACGCAACCCUCANAACACUCGAGGAGCUAUACUGCCUGCGGCCGCAGUGGCUGUGCGACCUGUUGUAG